Molecule: messenger RNA, 1554 nt
Organism: Impatiens glandulifera
Lineage: Eukaryota; Viridiplantae; Streptophyta; Magnoliopsida; Ericales; Balsaminaceae
Product: beta-glucuronosyltransferase GlcAT14B-like
Exons: 5
Coding region: 168-1394 (408 amino acids)
Cellular component (GO): membrane
Molecular function (GO): glucuronosyltransferase activity
Source: RefSeq, a predicted model, not a curated record
UCCAAGUUCUGUAAUUUUCUAUUCCAAAUCUCUGCUUUCUCUCUCUCUCUCCAUUUUGCCUUAUGAAAACGGCCAUAAUCCAAUUCUUUCCCAAGAAUUAGAGUUCAUCUAAAAGGUGUUUUUGGAUCAAAUACCCAUUUGUUAGAAUCAAUCAGAAAGGUGUUUUCAUGUUUGUUAAAAUGGGAUAUGUAAACUUGGAGAAGAAAUGGGUAUUUCCAGUGGUGAUAACUUCGGUUAUAUGCAUUGUCCUUGUGGUAACAUCAUUCAAUAUGGGCUUGGUAUCUUCCUUGAGAACAAUCAAUUCGAUAUUUUCAGUUGUCAAUACAAAUGAUCAAAUUCACAGUAUCGAUCCCCCUCGAAAUCCUCGUUUCGCUUACUUGAUUUCCGGUUCUAGAGGUGACAUGGAGAAGUUAUGGAGAACACUUCAAAGCAUUUAUCAUCCUUUGAACCAUUAUGUGGUUCAUUUGGACCUCGAAUCCCCAUUAAUAGAGAGGUUGAAACUUGCUUCUCGAAUUGAAAAAGAUCCAACCUUUUCGAUAUUUGGAAAUGUUUACAUGAAUUCAAAAGCUAAUAUGGUUACAUAUAGAGGACCUACAAUGGUUGCAAAUACUCUACAUGCUUGUGCUAUUCUUCUCAAGAGAAGUAAAGAUUGGGAUUGGUUUAUUAAUCUUAGUGCUUCAGAUUAUCCACUUGUAACACAAGAUGAUCUUAUCUAUACAUUUUCUAAUUUAAGCCGGGAAUUGAACUUCAUCGAGUAUACUAGCAAUCUUGGUUGGAAAGAGGAUGUUAGAGCGAAACCUUUAAUUAUUGACGCCGGGCUUUACCACUCGAGGAAACAAAAUCUAUUUUCAGUUAACCGGAAGAGGACAUUACCAACCGCUUUCAAACUGUUUACUGGUUCGGCGUGGAUGAUCCUCUCGCGUUCAUUUGUGGAAUACAUAAUAUGGGGUUGGGACAAUCUUCCGAGAACAUUACUUAUGUAUUACACAAACUUUUUGUCUUCACCCGAAGGAUAUUUUCAUACGGUUAUAUGCAACGCUCCAGAAUUCGCACACACAGUGGUGAAUCACGACAUGCACUACAUUGCUUGGGACAAUCCUCCAAAGCAGCAUCCACAUGUUCUCAAUAUUAACGACACAGCCAAGAUAUUCGCAAGUGGUGCUGCUUUUGCUCGCAAAUUCAAAAGGAAUGAUCCCGUUUUGGAUAAGAUCGACAAGGAGCUGCUAAGACGAAGGAAUAAUAGUUUCACGCCCGGAGGAUGGUGUGCGGGUAAACCACAAUGCUCGAGAAUUGGAAACAUAACUCAGAUUAGACCAGGUAAAGGAGCAUUGAGGCUUAUUAGGAAAAUCAAUGGGUUAAUGUUGGCGCCCAAUUUAUGUAAAAGUCAGUUAUAAGGCAAUAUUGUUUAGGAAAAAAUAUAUUCUAUUUCUGUUUUAUCAUUUGAUUAAUCAUGGGGGGAGAAUUUUUAUAGUUGAUAUUUAGUCUAGAUGAGAAAACAUAAGAAAAUGAUAGUUAAUAAAUUUGAGCAUUUCUUUUAUCUACAAUCACAUUAUA